Molecule: messenger RNA, 870 nt
Organism: Diorhabda sublineata
Lineage: Eukaryota; Metazoa; Arthropoda; Insecta; Coleoptera; Chrysomelidae
Exons: 4
Coding region: 1-870 (289 amino acids)
Source: RefSeq, a predicted model, not a curated record
AUGAACUGUCAAGUGCUCUGUGUUGUGAUUAGCGGACUUUUAUUGCAAGCGGCUUUUGCAAGUCCUGUUGUUGACGAUGUGAAAGACCAACAUAUUAAUUCGGUUAAUUCGGAGAAGUCAACAAUAGAAGAAUCAUUAUUUAAGAAACUGAACGUGAAAUGCUCCAAUCAAGAUAUCAGUUCGUGCAUGAUGCUUAAAUUGGUGAACUAUUUCAACAGACUCUUGAAAAAAUCCUACAUUGAAUUGGGAGAUAUCGAAAUAAGUCAAACUUCAACAGAAACUGUCAAUGUAGAAUCAUCGAGAAGCUUGAACGAGAUCGAAAAAAUUCCUGAAGAAGAACAGCUUUACGAAGUAUUGAUGAAUAAAGCUCUCAAUUUUGUUAAGACAAGAUCUUUAAAAUGGAAGGUGAUUGAUGGUGCUGAUCUAGUUGUGGCUGGAAGUUCAGACAAAGAUGGAAGUCUAAACCUUGGUCUCUCAUUAAAACCCAAUAGUAAUGGAAUCGAAGAAGGUAGAAAGAAGAAAUCCAAAGGUGGUAGCGGAAUAUACGCUCUUUUGGCUGCUGCAGCAAUGAAAAUUGGUUUAUUAAAAGCAUUAGCCUUCAAAGCAUUAGUAUUACUCGUAGGAAAAGCUCUUCUCGUCAGCAAACUUGCUCUGGUAUUGGCCGUUGUCAUCGGUUUGAAGAAAUUGUUGAGCGGAGGUGAGAAACACGUAACUUACGAAGUUGUGGCCCAGCCUCAUCAUGAGCAUCAUGUAGAACACAGCCAUUCUGGAGGAGGCUAUGAUGCUCACGGAGGUGGCGGAUGGGGCAGAACUUUUGAUGCACAUGCUGCCCAGAAUCUAGCCUACAGCGCCCAUAUUCCAUCUAACUAA